AGUCGGUGGACGAAUCGGGUGAUCUGGAUGAUGUUUGUUUAUUUGGAAGAUAUUUUUGAAACAAAGCACGAUAAAAUUCAGAAUUAUAUACCAUUAUUACGAGUACUACUUUUUUGCUCGGAUCAUGUUUUGACUCCCACAGAAACUCGCUAGAAUAAAUACAAAAUAAUAGUUUUUUGGUUGAAAUUUCAAAAAUGUAUUCAGUUUGACACAUUAUUUCGGACUUAUCACCGCUGCGAUUGCAGCGCCACGGUGGCCGAUUGAAACUUGGAUUUGUCAAUCUGUCUACAAAAUUUUCCACUCGGAUCAGUUUUAUGGCUACAUUUUUCUGGUAAAAAGUGCACCUAAAAUCUUUUGAAACGUUCGUAAAACGAUCGCGAUGGAAUCGUGCUGCCGCGUUUGUUCGCGUAGUGAUGAAUUCCGGCGGUUUUCGCUGUACGCGGUCGCAGAAGUGAGCCAGGAAAUCAUCGCCAACAUGAUACGAGACACAAGCGAUACACAGGUAUCUUCCGAAGAUGGCUUGCCACAGCACAUCUGUCCGGACUGCUUGAUGACACUUAGUUUGGCAUAUUCCUUCCGGAAGCAGUGCCGUCGCUCCGAUGCCAAAUUCCGAGAAUAUUGGGGAGGAAGAACUCCUUCCCAAUCGAUCGAUCAACAGCAGCAGCUUCCACGGCGAUCACAUUCUCAAGCGCCGGAUGAUAGUUCCUUCGAAGCAGUUACCACCAUCAAAGAGGAAGUGGACAUCUACGACUACGAGUAUAGCGUUCCCUCUCACGACAACCAAUGGGUGAUUCAGAAUCCCCGAACCAUUGGCGAAGGGGCAAUGACGGUGGUACACAAUUCCGGGCAAUAUUAUGACGAAGUAUCGGCCGCAGCAGUCAAUGAUGGCAGUGUAGUUGAUCGCGAUGGGAGCAUCAUGCCAAUGGUCACCACCCAUCUGGAGAGUCAUGAUCCAUCGGAAAUGGGCGAAAGUUCGGGCCUUGCGCAGAAAGGGGAAAAGCUGAAGAAGAAACCACCCCCUCCGGAAAGAUACAGUCAACGCAUUCGACGACAGGAAGUUUCCACUACCGGAAGUAGCAAUGCAGUUCCUCGAAUUUCCGAACCCGAAUGGAGUAGAUUCUCUGUCAACGUAUUUCAGGAGGGACCGCUCGCCUCCACCAGCGAAAAAACAGUCACCAAUCCGGGCCAGCUACGGUGUGAACACUGCAAGAAAAAGAUGAAGAAACCCUACAAACAUCGGAAUGGCAAAUGUCUAGUUUCGAAAAACAAAUCUACGUCUCGACCAAAGUGCGCAUACUGCCAUCAGACUUUUGUUAGCAGCAAAGGAAUACCAGGCCACUUGCGAAACAGUUGCCGAAUAUAUCGGCAAGUGUGCGAAGCGAAAGGAAUCGGUCUACCGGUAUUCAAUCAGCACACAGAUCAUUCAUCUUCGCCAGCUGUUACUCCAUCCGCAUCCGUUACCAAUGAAACUCCCGAACCGAAAAUAGCUUCCCCAGUGCAAAGUAUACAUUUCGAUCAAAAACCCAGGAUGAGAAGGACUAAGACUUCCAAGUGGAACCCUCGCUUUAGUUGCCAGUAUUGUAGUAAGAAAUUCACGAAAAAAUCCAAUCUAAUCCGGCAUCAGCAAAAGCAGUGCGAAAUAUUGCUGGAAACGCAUGAUGAAAAUAUUAGCGCCAUAAAAACCACCGCCGACGUUACCGUAAGUGUACCACUUCCGCUACGCGAAUCACAGGACGAUAAAAGUGCCAUCGUUAAGGAUCAACACAACCUGGAUAAGCUACCGGAAGAGGAAACCAAGUGUAUCUACUGCCAGCAGAAUGUGAACAAAAAAACUCGCUUCCUCCAUCACAACGGCCGGUGUGUAUUGGGAAGGGUAAACGCCGACCAUCCGUGUCCGUACUGCCCGGAGGCAUUUUCGUCCCGAAGUCUUCUGCUAAAGCAUCGGUGCGAGUCGCUGCAAGAGGAGCAGAACGAGCAGAACAAUGUAGAUACUGCCGUGCCUAGUGAAUCCCAGCCGCUGGAACGGAAGCAGCGAAGAACGUCCAAACUAAUGCCGAAACGAUUGGCAAGGGAAAAGACACCGAUCAGGGAAACAUCACGGAAGCGACGGGAUAGGAUAAUUGAUGUGUCUCCCAAGAGCAUAGUGAAACGGGAAUUCUGCACCUACUGUCGCCAGCGAAUCAAAGAGUCCGAUCGACAGAAACACAAGGAGAAACGGUGCUUCAACAACAAUGCAACGACCUACAACUGCGGGUACUGCCGGAAGAGUUUUGCCGCUCGGGAAUUGCUGAUCGAACAUCAGCGAAUCUGCACCGUCCGCAAGCAACACAAACAGGUCAAGUGCCAAUUUUGCGGAGCGAUGAUUUCGAAUCGGGGCAAUCUGAAGAAGCACCAGAAAGUUUACUGUAAAUCGGUGAAACGGGGGAAUGAUGUGAAAUCGGAGAAACCGCCAGUGGUGAAAGAAGAAAAGCCGGUCAAGAAAAAGAAAAGGGUGAAAAAGGAAGUGCACGAUUCACGGGAGGAGGAUGUAGAAAAUAUUCCGCUUAAACAGCGAAAAAUCAAAUCCAAAUCGAAUGACAGCACUGAACAUAAAAUGAAAAAGAAACGGGCCAGUAAGAAACAUCGCUUCCCCUGCGAAAACUGUAAGCUUACGUUCGCGACGGAAAGUCGAGCGCGAAAGCACGGCAGUAAAUGUUCCGCCAAGCCGACAACCAAUUCCUUCAUUUGCGAAUAUUGUUCACAAUCGUUCUCCACGAAAAGCAACAUGUACCGCCACCAGCGGCUGAUGUGCAGCAGACUUGAUCCAGAUGAGGACAUAGUCAACGAAACCAUCAAGGAGUUCUCUCAACCGAAAACCACCGAGGCAUCUAAUUUAACGGUUGAAGAGAUGGAAGAUGAAGAACAACCGGACCCUACCGAGGAUCCCCUAUCCGAUCCUAAACCAGCGCCUUGUACUGAACAAAGUCGAACCGAAUCGGUGCAGUCGCCCGUGUCGAACGACGACGGCGACAACGACGAUGAGUACGUUCCAGAACCGGAAGCAGAGGAAGAAAUCAUUGUACCGGAGGAACACUUACCCAUGGAGAAGGAGGAGGUUGUAGUGGCGGUCGAAGCGCACGAUGAUCCCCACGACGAACCGGAUAACAAUAAUGCUGAAGCGGAGAAAGCCUCGACCGAGGCGGUGCGGUUGCCUACCGUUGCACCGGUGAUAGAAAGAAACGAAGACUCCCAACACGACGAAAAGCAGCUGUCGACGGCUGAAGAGAUUGUUCCCGACUGCGAAUCUGAACGGGAACCAAUGCAGGUGGAACAUUCGGCAAAUUAAAAACACACAAACGAAGGUUAUAGCGAGCGAGUAACUAUAGCCUGGUAAUGGCAUUUGUGGAUGGCAUUUUCGAUUGCUCGGUAAAUUGUACCUACUGUGACAUAAGUUCUGAUUUAUGUGAAUAGAAUUUACUAGGUCCUAUCCUUAGGGGUGGGCGUUAUUACGAAUCAUACCAAGUAUUGAACCAAUUGUUAAGCAAAAGGAGUUUGAUAUCGUGUAAAUGUAGCGAAACAGGGUGGUAAUAAAACGAUUGAAGACGGUGUAACAGAAA
This is a messenger RNA of Ochlerotatus camptorhynchus, 3596 nucleotides long. Its product is annotated as zinc finger protein 473-like. Bases 380 to 3325 code for a protein of 981 amino acids. NCBI's taxonomy places the organism in Eukaryota, Metazoa, Arthropoda, Insecta, Diptera, Culicidae. Gene Ontology annotation, molecular function: RNA polymerase II cis-regulatory region sequence-specific DNA binding; DNA-binding transcription factor activity; zinc ion binding. The transcript has 6 exons. Gene Ontology annotation, biological process: regulation of transcription by RNA polymerase II. The record is from RefSeq and is a predicted model, not a curated record. Gene Ontology annotation, cellular component: nucleus.